Messenger RNA from Ixodes scapularis (black-legged tick), 1558 nucleotides. Its product is annotated as Fanconi anemia group M protein homolog. NCBI's taxonomy places the organism in Eukaryota, Metazoa, Arthropoda, Arachnida, Ixodida, Ixodidae. The record is from RefSeq and is a predicted model, not a curated record. Bases 185 to 1558 code for a protein of 457 amino acids. The transcript is spliced from 7 exons. Gene Ontology annotation, molecular function: ATP binding; four-way junction helicase activity; four-way junction DNA binding. Gene Ontology annotation, biological process: interstrand cross-link repair; replication fork reversal; double-strand break repair via synthesis-dependent strand annealing.
GAAUGAUCUCUGUGUACGAAAGCAUCAAAAUUGACUGGAGCAUGCUGUGACACGGCCUUGAUAGCAUAUUUCGCCCCAUACAUCUAUGCAUUUGUGUUCAUUUGCUGCCAUGCUGGCCAUGCCGCCAUGCUAUUGUUUUCCAUAUGCGGCGUUUAAGCUGCCACCCCGAAUGUGAGUCGGCGCCAUGAAACAAGCGACACUGUUCCGAGCGUGGAACCCCAAGCCGUCGACUUCGGGCACGGCGCCCAGGCACAAAGUCAAGCCACCCGACACCUCCGGCGAAGACGUCGUGGUCCUCAGCGACGACGAUGACGAGUUUCUCGUCCAAGCUAUGGACCAAACUUUGGCGUCCGCGAUGCCCCCGCCCGCGCCUCCGCCUCAGAAAGCGUCGGAAGAUCUUCCCGGCUUCGACGUUGUGGCCGGGCAGACGUGGAUUUACCCAACCAACUAUCCCGUGCGCGACUACCAGUUCAACAUCGUGCAGUCGUGUCUCUUCAAGAACACUAUGGUGAUCCUGCCCACGGGCCUGGGAAAGACCUUCAUCGCCGCCGUGGUCAUGUACAACUUCUACCGGUGGUACCCGACGGGCAAGAUUGUCUUCACCGCGCCCACGAAACCGCUGGUUGCUCAGCAGAUAGAGGCGUGCUACAAGAUCAUGGGCAUCCCCUUGGAAGACACCCUCGAAAUGACAGGAAACGUUCCCGCCCCUCGGAGGGCCACGGCGUGGCGCGAGAAGCGUGUCUUCUUCCUCACACCUCAGGUGAUGAUGAAUGACCUCCUGCGGAAUGCUUUGAAGCCCCAGGACGUCAAGUGUCUCGUGAUUGACGAAGCGCACAAGGCGCUCGGAAACUACGCCUACUGCCAGGUGGUCCAGGAAAUUAUGAAAUACACCAACCAGUUCCGAGUCGUUGCUCUGAGUGCCACUCCUGGUUCCGACGUCAAUGCCGUGCGGCAGGUUCUUUCAAACUUGAUGAUCUCGCACGUGGAGCUGAGGUCGGAGGAGUCCAUCGACAUCCAGAAGUACACUCAGAGGAGGACCAUAGACAAGGUGGUCGUCCCGCUCGGACACGAGAUCGUCGAGGUCAAGCGCAAGUUCCUGCAAGUGGUGUGCAUGUACCUGGAACGGCUGGAGCGGCACGGGGCGCUCCCCCGGCUCAACCCGGAGUCUUUGGGCAAGUUCCGGCUGCUGAAGCUAAAGGAGACGUUCCUGCAGAGCCCGCCCCAGGGCAUGGCGCCCCGCCUGGUCGGGCAGCUGCAGGGGGACUUCUCGCUGCUCAUCAGCCUCUACCACGCCUACGAGCUGCUGCUGGCGCAUGGGCUGCGCCCCUUCUUCCACUUCCUCAAGGGCAUCGUGGAUGGAGAGAAAAGUCAGCCAAGGGUGCGCUACGAACUCAUGCACCACCCUGGCUUCAACGAACUCUACACGGACCUGAAGGAGAGACUGGGCAUCUCCAACAACGCGGCGAACGAGACCCUGCGCCCGUCCUCGACUACCAGCUCCCUCUUUGAGGUGCUUCAGUACCUGCAUGUGCUGAAAUGGUCUUGCACGGUGCAAUGA